AUGCUGCGCAACGGCAAUCUCCGACAGAGUCUGCGGACUCUCGACUCGUUCAGUUUAGCGCCCGAAGACGUACUCAAAACGGCCAUCAAGACCGUCGAGGACUACGAAAAGUGAGUGAAAAAAGGGGUCCAGGUGUCAUCUAAUCCAAUUUGAUUUCAGUGAAGAAGCAGAUGAGAAUGGAGAUGUUAAAAUGACGAGAGACGCGAAACAAGAAGUCAUCAACAAGGUGUCAAUCCCGCAGUUGGUAAGGUUUUUCAUAGUUCUCCAAACACUGUAAUAGUGGGUCAAGAUCGAGGCUGUCAUCUUUGAAAGUUGGUCAUCGACAAUCCGGAAUUUUAGAGAAGUUUCCGGAUGAGUUGCCGGAUGGCCUUCAAUGUUUCCGCUUUGGGAAUGUGUUUGACUAACGGAUUCCGUUUUUGUCAAUUGAUAAGUGAAGCCAACUUGGUUUGCACUUUGAUAAGUUUGGAAUUAAUCCGAACCAAAAAUCAAUCAGCUGAUACACUUGGGCAAGGAGAGAAUAAACUUGCCAUUCAAAUGAGCCCCGAAUACUUCUUGAGAAUGUAGUUUGAUUCCAUUCCUUCACAUUCAUACAAUCAUCAUAUUCAACAAAGAUCAAAAAGUUCAAAACCACAACUUAUCUUGAUCACAGAAAAAACUCGGAAAAAACAUCAUUUUUAUGACUAUAAAUGUAAUGGAAGCGAAACGAGCACAAUGAUAACGGGCACAAAAGAGAAUUAUAAAUCACAAAACGGAGGUUUGCAGUACCGCUACACGACGACGCUCGAGAAGUGUAUGCUGUUGGUGGGCACGAUUGUGGCGGUGAUCACCGGAGCGGGACUGCCGUUGAUGUCCAUCCUGCAGGGACACAUUUCGCAGGCAUUCAUCAACGAACAAAUUGUGAUUAACACUGGAAACACGACUAGUGAGCAAUGAAGGGUGGAGCUGGGGGAAACGUGAAAUAUUUCAGUCCCUCCAAGUGGAAGAAACUACACGCAAGCCGAUUUUGAGCACGAUGUGAUGAACGUAGUCUGGAGUUACGCAGCGAUGACCGUCGGAAUGUGGGCGGCCGGACAGAUUACGGUUACUUGCUACUUGUACGUGGCAGAGCAGAUGAACAAUCGGUUGAGGAGGGAGUUCGUGAAGGCCAUUCUGAGACAGGACAUCUCGUGGUUCGACACCAAUCACUCUGGAACUCUUGCCACCAAACUUUUCGAGUAAGUACUAGGUUACCAUAUCAAUUUCUCAAAGAGCUCGUUUGCAGUAACCUGGAGAGAGUGAAGGAAGGAACUGGAGACAAGAUCGGAAUGGCAUUCCAGUAUUUGAGUCAGUUCAUCACCGGAUUCGUGAUCGCGUUCAUCCACAGUUGGAAGCUGACUCUCGUCAUGUUGGCCGUCACUCCCCUUCAAGUCAUCUGCGGUUUCGCCAUCGCCAAAUCCAUGUCGACGUUUGCAAUUCGAGAAACAGUUCGAUAUGCGAAGGCAGGAAAAGUCGUCGAAGAAACAAUUUCGAGCAUCCGGACAGUCGUUUCUUUGAACGGAUUGCGGUACGAGCUGGAGAGAUACGCGGCGGCAGUGAAGGAAGCGAGGAAGUCGGGCAUCCUGAAGGGACUCUUCCUCGGAAUCUCGUUCGGAGCCAUGCAGGCGACCAACUUCUUCUCCUUCGCUCUCGCCUUCUACAUUGGAGUCGGAUGGGUUCAUAAUGGAUCGAUGGAGUUCGGGGACAUGCUCACCACCUUCUCCUCCGUUAUGAUGGGAUCCAUGGCUCUCGGUCUGGCUGGUCCGCAGCUUGCUGUUCUGGGAACUGCUCAAGGAGCCGCUUCCAGUAUUUAUGAAGUGUUGGAUAGAGUAAGCGAUUCCUUUUCUACUCAAUAAUUCUAUACUAUUUUUCUAUGCAGAAACCAGAUAUUGAUUCAUCCAGUAAGGCAGGUCGCAAAGACAUGAAGAUCAAAGGAGACAUCACCGUCGAGAACGUGCACUUCACUUACCCGUCCCGUCCGGAUGUUCCGAUCCUCCGAGGAAUGAAUCUUCGCGUGAAUGCCGGCCAAACCGUCGCUCUUGUCGGGUCUUCUGGAUGCGGAAAGUCCACGAUCGUUAGUCUGCUUCUCCGUUAUUACGAUGUUCUCAAGGGAAAAAUCGCGAUUGAUGGUGUCGAUGUUCGUGACAUCAACUUGGAAUUCCUGAGAAAGAACGUGGCUGUGGUGUCGCAAGAGCCGGCUCUGUUCAACUGCACAAUUGAGGAGAACAUCAGAGUGAGUGGAGAGAGAAUAGCUUCGUUUACACAGUUUACUUUUCAGUUGGGAAGGGAAGAUGUGACUCGUGAGGAGAUGAUGGCUGCUUGCAAGAUGGCCAAUGCUGAGAAGUUCAUCAAAACCCUUCCGGCUGGAUACAACACUUUGGUGGGAGACCGUGGAACCCAACUGUCCGGUGGCCAGAAGCAGAGAAUCGCCAUCGCCCGUGCCCUCGUCCGUAAUCCGAAGAUCCUUCUGCUCGACGAAGCCACGUCUGCUCUUGAUGCCGAGUCCGAGGGAAUCGUGCAACAGGCCCUCGACAAGGCAGCCAAGGGACGUACCACCAUCAUCAUUGCCCACCGUCUCUCCACCAUCCGAAAUGCCGAUCUCAUCAUUUCUUGCAAAGCCGGUCAAGUUGUUGAAGUCGGAGAUCACCGAACACUCAUGGCCCAGAAAGGAUUGUAUCACGAUUUGGUCACUGCUCAAACUUUCACCGAUGCUGUGGAUGCUUCGGCUGGAGGUUUGUAAUAAGAAUCGGUCUAAAGCUAGAUUAAGAGUGUACGUAUUUCAGAAAAGUUCUCAAGAGAAAACAGUGUCCAUCGGCAGACGAGUGAACACGAAUCGCUGUCCCGUCAAGUGUCUGAGAUUGAUGACCUGGUUGCGAGGGUGAGAAGCUCGACAAUGGGAUCGAUUACGAACGGACCGACGGGAGAUCAGAAAGAGAAGCGAAUCGGAAAGGAUGCGUUGGCACGACUGAAGGAGGAGUUGGAGGAGAACGACGCGAAGAAAACGAACCUGUUCGAGAUCAUGUACCAUGCGAGACCUCAUGCCGUCUCUCUGUUCAUCGGACUCACCGCCGCCAUCAUGGGAGGACUCAUCUACCCGACCUACUCCGUCUUCUUCACUUCCUUCAUCAACGUCUUCUCCGGAGAUCCGGAUGACAUACUGAGCAAGGGACACUUCUGGGCACUCAUGUUCCUGGUCCUCGCCGCUGCUCAGGGCAUCUGCUCUUUCGUCAUGACAUUCUUCAUGGGUAUCGCUUCCGAAUCGCUGACUAUGGAUCUCCGUAACAAACUGUUCCGCAACGUUCUUUCUCAACACAUUGGAUUCUUUGAUUCCCCGCAGAAUGCCUCCGGAAAGAUCUGUACUCGUUUGGCCACUGAUGUUCCUAACCUCCGAACUGCCAUCGACUUCCGUUUCUCCACAGUCAUCACCACAAUCAUUUCGAUGAUCGCUGGAAUUGGAUUGGCCUUCUACUACGGUUGGCAGAUGGCCCUUCUCGUCGUCGCCAUUCUUCCGAUCGUCGGCUUCGGACAGUUCCUCCGCGGUCGUCGUUUCACGGGAAACAACGUGAAGAGUGCCGCCGAGUACGCGGAUUCCGGAAAGAUCGCCAUCGAGGCGAUUGAGAACGUGAGAACUGUGCAGGCUUUGGCCAGAGAGGACACUUUCUACGAGAAGUUCUGCUCGAAACUGGAUAUUCCGCACAGAGAAGCCAUCAAAGACGCGUUCAUCCAAGGCGUCUCCUAUGGGUCAGUGCCCUUGUCCUUUCAAUUUCUAAUCCGUAUCAUUUCCAGAUGUGCCUGCUGUGUCCUCUAUCUUCUCAACACUUGCGCCUACCGAAUGGGCCUAGCUCUCAUCAUCCACAAGCCACAUCCGAUCAUGACUCCGAUGCGAGUGCUCCGUGUCAUGUACGCCAUCACAAUUUCCACCUCCACGCUCGGAUUCGCCACUUCCUACUUCCCUGAAUACGCGAAAGCCACGUUCGCGGGAGGAAUCAUCUUCGGAAUGCUCCGUCAGAAGUCAAAGAUCGACAGUUUGUCAUUGGAAGGCGACAAGAAGAAGCUGUCCGGAAAGGUCAUUUUCAAGAAUGUCCGUUUUGCGUAUCCAGAGCGUCCGUCAAUCGAAAUCCUGAAAGGACUCACGUUCUCCGUCGAACCGGGACAGACUCUCGCCCUCGUCGGACCGUCCGGAUGCGGAAAGUCAACGGUUGUUUCCCUGAUCGAAAGAUUCUACGAUCCUCUGGCCGGAGAGGUGUUCAUCGACGGAGCGGAGAUCAGAACGCUCAAUCCGGAAGCGACAAGAUCUCAGAUUGCCAUUGUUUCGCAAGAACCGACGCUCUUCGACUGCUCCAUCGCGGAGAAUAUCAUUUACGGAUUGGAUCGUAAGCACAGAAAUCUUUCUCUUCUUUUUCUAAAAAGGUUUUUUAGCUGCAACUGUGAACAUGGCGAGAGUGGAGGAGGCCGCUAAACUGGCGAACAUCCACAACUUCAUCGCCGAACUGCCGGCCGGCUACGAAACGAGAGUGGGCGACCGCGGAACUCAACUGUCCGGAGGUCAGAAGCAAAGAAUCGCCAUCGCGCGCGCGCUCGUCCGCAAUCCGAAGAUCCUUCUGCUCGACGAAGCCACGUCGGCACUCGACACGGAGUCCGAAAAGAUUGUGCAGGAGGCGUUGGACCGGGCGCGCGAGGGCAGAACGUGCAUUGUCAUCGCCCACCGACUCAACACCGUCAUGAACGCCGACUGCAUCGCCGUCGUCAGCAACGGAACGAUCAUUGAGCAAGGUGAGUGGUGCCACGUGGAUCCCCGGUCGCAUCUUUUCUUUUCCAGGAACUCACAAUGUGUUGAUGUCGCAGAAGGGCGCCUAUUUCAAGUUGACUCAGAAGCAGAUGAGCGAGAAAAAAUAG
This is a messenger RNA of Caenorhabditis sp. 36 PRJEB53466, 4911 nucleotides long. NCBI's taxonomy places the organism in Eukaryota, Metazoa, Nematoda, Chromadorea, Rhabditida, Rhabditidae. The record is from the annotation of a GenBank genome assembly.